AUGCCAUCUUCAACGCCUCCUCUCGCAACGACACUUUGUGAAGAGCAUUUAUUGUUCUGCUUUGACGUUUUAAACGAUCAAUUGACAAAGAAACAAAAGAAUGGAAAGACUGCAUCGGAAGAAUUUCCUCUUUUCAUCACUUGGAAUACCGUUACCGGUUCACAUACCAGAUUACGUGGUUGCAUUGGAACUUUUGAACCUUUACCGUUACGAGAAGGAUUAGAAGAAUAUUCGAUCAUUGCAGCAUUCAAAGAUAGGCGAUUCAAUCCAAUCUCGCAAGCCGAAUUACCGAAGUUGGAAUGUGCUAUUUCACUUCUGACAAAGUUUGAAGAAUGUCAAGAUUAUCUCGAUUGGGAUUUGGGAACACAUGGAAUUUAUAUAGACUUUACACCACCGUCAUCGUCUUCCACAACAGGUUCUAAUGGCCGUCGAAAUGGCUCUCGUGGCACUCUCACAGCAACGUAUUUACCUGACGUCGCUCCUGCUCAAGGCUGGACGAAAGUUGAAGCAAUCGAUAGCGCAAUCCAAAAAGCAGGAUAUGAUGGCAAGAUUACGGAUGAAUUGCGCAAAAGCUUACAUGUUCGACGUUAUCAAAGCGAAAAGGCUAGCUUACGUUACGCCGAUUGGAAGGCUGCCAGAGAAUCAACAUAG
Messenger RNA from Meira miltonrushii, 651 nucleotides. RefSeq lists its product as uncharacterized. The transcript has 2 exons. Lineage: Eukaryota; Fungi; Basidiomycota; Exobasidiomycetes; Exobasidiales; Brachybasidiaceae. The record is from RefSeq and is a predicted model, not a curated record. Bases 1 to 651 code for a protein of 216 amino acids.